Molecule: messenger RNA, 1729 nt
Organism: Musa acuminata AAA Group (dessert banana)
Lineage: Eukaryota; Viridiplantae; Streptophyta; Magnoliopsida; Zingiberales; Musaceae
Product: zinc finger protein CONSTANS-LIKE 13-like
Exons: 4
Coding region: 179-1594 (471 amino acids)
Molecular function (GO): zinc ion binding; protein binding
Source: RefSeq, a predicted model, not a curated record
CGUGGUCGCCACUCUGGUCCGUUAAAGGCUUUCGUCUAUAAGUGAUGGGCUUCCGCCUCCUAGCCGCUCCGCCAUCCCGAACUCGAGGACUACGGCUUUGGGUUCAGGGUUGUUUUCGUUGUUGUUGUUGGUAGUGGACAACGGUUCGUGCGGCAAAGGUUCCAGUUCUGAUACGGGGAUGGCGGAGGGGAACGGCGUGGGGCGGCGGUCGGGGUGCGAGUACUGCGGGGGGGCGGCGGCGACCCUCUUCUGCCGCGCGGACGCAGCUCGGCUCUGCGUCGCAUGCGACCGCCACGUGCACGCGGCGAACGCGCUGUCCGGGAAGCACGUGCGGUCCCCGAUCUGCGACGACUGCGGGUCCCAGCCCGCCGCCGCCCGCUGCGUCGUCGACGGCCGCGCCCUCUGCGCCGACUGCGACUGGGACUCCCACGGCGGCGGCGGCCACCAUGACCACCCGAGGGUUCCCAUCGAGGGCUUCUCCGGUUGCCCCACUGCCCUCGAGCUCGCCGUUUCUUGGGGCUUCGAUCUCUCUUCAAAGGAGGCGAGCCCUCCUCCCACUUCUCUAAACCCGACGGCGGACCAGUUGCUGUCGAAUUGGUCGUCCCUGGACCCAAUCUUGUCCGUCGAUCCGUUGUUCCAGGACAUCUACGUGCCCUGCGCCCCCAAGAUGCCUGGCGUGGUCAAGCGGCAGAAGAACCACCAAAACCUGAAGCCCCUGUUCCACCAGCUGGUGGAGCUCGCCAAGACGGAGGUGGCGGCCUCGGCGGCAUGCGAUCUCAUCCCGAGCACGCCGCAUCGGACUGGCAGAGGCCACGAGGAGCUCCAGGAAUCACAGCCAAUGCCGUACACCGCCCUGCUCAUGUCGGCACCGACCGAGCUUAAGGGAAGCGAUCGGCUUGUUGAGGAGGAGGUGGAGGAGGAGGAUAUCCUGUGGGACUGCAGACUUCCGCAUCAUCCCGCGCAGAUAUGGGAUUUUAACCUUGGAAGAUUGGGAGACCAGAAGGAUUCUUUUGAUCAUGAAAUUGCAUAUGGUACAAACAAUGAGGCAUUUAUGAUCAAGAACUUCAAUGACCUUCACAAGGAAAAUUCAUUGGAGACCACAAAAGUAUUGGAAGAUAUAGGUGAUGCAAGAUGUCCUUCCUCGAAUGAUGAUAUAUUGUUGACAAAUGUUCGCCACAGGCAGUCACAAACUCUGAGGACCGUAAGCACCGCCACCAAAAGGAAGCACGGUUCAAGCUGUUCACCAGUUGAAGGACCAACAGCCUCUGGAAACAACACAUUGACCAGGAUUAGACCAUUUGUUGAUUUAUCACAUGAGCAUGAAUCUGUUGGUGCCAAACAAAUUUCAUUCAGAGAACAAGGAGAACUGCUAGUCGGAAAUGAAACGGUCAAAGAAACAAAGAGAUUUGACAGCGAGAUGCUAGCCAAAAACAGAGGCAACGCCAUGUUGCGCUAUAGGGAGAAAAGAAAAACACGCAGGUACGAUAAGCACAUUCGAUAUGAGUCUAGGAAGGUGAGGGCUGACACAAGGAAGCGUGUAAAAGGUCGCUUCGUCAAGUCCACCGAGGCAUUAGAUGUUGUAAACAAUGGCUGAAUGGGCAUGCACUAAUAAAUUAGGUGUAAAUACCUUCUUGGUCAUGUUCUAAGAGGAAUUUUAGAAAUGAGUGAUGAUAUGCUGUGUCAUCUGCUAAUCAAAUCUAUGUUUCUUUUGAUGGAGCUCCCAUCCCCA